AUGGAGAGCGCUCUGUUUGGGGCCAUCCUUCACCGAAAAGAGCAAUCUCGGAGAAGAGAGUUUUAUGAGCUUGACAGAUGUGAAAGAUGGAUUAAAACUCAUCAGCUGAAAAGGGUUGCACUUCAAUUUCCUGAUGAGUUGCUGGUAGAUUCAGCAAAAGUAGCUGAAUAUCUGAAAGAUGCUACAUUGGCAGAUGUUUUUAUUCUUGGUGACACUUCGUAUGGAAGCUGCUGUGUUGAUGAAGUAGCAGCCCAGCACUACAGCUCAGACUCUAUCAUACACUACGGCCGCUCGUGCCUCAGCCCCACAGACAGACUGCCAGUUUUGUUUGUGUUUGGGAAAGGAAGCAUUAAUGUACAAGACUGUAUACAGAAGAUUGCCUCCCUGUUUGCAGAUACAAAGCCAAAGCUGAUUUUAAUGUAUGAUGUCAUCUUUUACCAUGCUGCAGAAAAUAUUUUGGCAGGGCUUCAUGAAAAGUUUGCAGAUGUCAUUUGCUCAAAGCUUCAAAUUCCAGCCGACUAUGGGAAGAACUCGACCAAAGAACACAGUGAAAAAGAUGGCGACAAUGUGGAUACGUUGGAAACAAUUUGCCGGUGUAGGCGAAAGGUCGACAUUCCAAAAGAGAGCCAGUUAGAACAAUACGCAGUGUUGUAUAUAGGCAAAGAAAGCUUGACAUUGACCAAUUUGUUAAUGAAUUUCAAUCGAUGUCAAUUUUAUACUUAUGAUCCCGAGGACAGAACUGUUCGAAAAGAGACUGUGAAUGUUAAUAAGGCGUUAAUGAAAAGAUAUUACAUGAUAGAGCGAGCAAAAGAUGCGAGAAUUGUGGGUAUAGUUGUUGGAACUUUAGGUGUGACGGAUUAUCUCCAGGCCUUGAAUCGAAUGAAGGAACUUUUAAAGAAGGCAGGAAAGAAGACUUACACGUUUGUUGUUGGCAAACUGAAUGUGGCCAAAUUGGCCAAUUUCAUGGAGGUUGAUGUAUUUGUAUUACUCGCAUGUACAGAGAGUACUCUAAUUGAUUCGUCGGAGUUUUACAAACCAGUUGUGACACCGAUGGAAAUGGAGGUGGCCUGUAAUACAAAUAGAGAAUGGACUGGGGAAUAUUACACGGACUUUAGGCAACUUCUUCCAGGUGGCUCUGAUCAUGUGGAAAUUCCUGCAGAAAUUUCUCAAGAAGACCGAUAUGAUGUUUCCUUGAUUACUGGAAAUCUGCGUCAUCUUGGUGAAGCAGAAAAUGAAGAGAAUACUUCAUCAGCAGUGUUGCCAAGAGAGGAAGCUUUACAUGUAGCUGUUUCCAACACAGCAGCUGAUUUUCUUUCUGGGAGACAGUGGAAAGGGCUGGAGAGGAAGCUAGGUGAGACCCCUGUCAGCAAGGCUGUGAUCGGCCAGAGUGGCAUAGCAGCAAGUUAUGAAAAUGAAACGCCACAUUACUCAUCAUAACAACACCCUAUACAAUAAAACUGGUGCUAGUCGAUUUGUUUUUGUUCUUUGUGUGCAAAAAUAUAUUGGUUUCAAUGAAAUCAGAUACGUGAAGUGACUUUGAUAAAUGGAAGAAUGUAGUUACUGGGUUCGCUCUCGUAGAACUGUGCGACCAUCAAUGUACAUAUCAUUCCAAUGAUAUUGAAUGGUGCAGAUUAAAUGAAUGCGUAAGUUCGACAUUUUCUGUAGUGUUGCUAAUAUGUUUGCCAAACCAAGUGCUGAAAUGGAGUUGAAAUUAUGUAUGAAAUGACAGUGCAUCUGUGCUGUCACAGUAUAUUUGUAUAUUCUGUCCCUCUGUGUACCACUUUACUGGUAAUAAAUUCCUACUUGUGUCAUUUAAAUCUAUUAUGGACGAAUACGCUUAUUGUUGUUAUUAUUAUUACAGUAUUUUGCAAUACUAAUAAAUUUGUACUGGUAUUUAAAAAAUUUAUUUUAAUGAUCAGUUGAACAUAGAAACAGUGAAAUGAAUAAAUACAAAGAUCAUUUAAUUUGGUAAAGUUCUCUUAACUGCUGUGAUAUGUGAUAUUUUAUGUUAUUGCAGACCUUAAAAUGAAGGGUAUGUGUGUAUGUUUGCCUGGGUUUUUUUUGGUUCAGUGAUAUAAUGAUCAGGAGUCAUUUGGUGCAGAGGAUAGCAGGGCAAUUCCAUACAGCCAAAGUGCUGCCACUGCUGGAGUAUCAUGCCAAAGACAUCAGACAUGACACCCUAUCCAGUCACAUUAUACUGACACUGGGCCUACCAGUUUUGUUUCCUUGCUCU
Messenger RNA from Liolophura sinensis, 2233 nucleotides. RefSeq names its product 2-(3-amino-3-carboxypropyl)histidine synthase subunit 2-like. Gene Ontology annotation, biological process: protein histidyl modification to diphthamide. Lineage: Eukaryota; Metazoa; Mollusca; Polyplacophora; Chitonida; Chitonidae. The transcript is spliced from 7 exons. Bases 1 to 1437 code for a protein of 478 amino acids. The record is from RefSeq and is a predicted model, not a curated record. Gene Ontology annotation, molecular function: 2-(3-amino-3-carboxypropyl)histidine synthase activity.